CUCUCUCACUUGGCAUAGUUGUGCCCUCUUUUUUUGGGUGAAAAAUCUCUCGUAAAGAAUAAAUACAAGAGAGCUGAGAGAUGGAGGAUGGUAAAGUAGCGGUUAAAUCAUCGAAAUUUAAAAGGGUUUGUGUGUUUUGUGGUAGCAGUACUGGCAAAAGAGAUUGCUACCGUGAUGCUGCUCUUGAACUUGGCCAAGAAUUGGUCUCAAGGAGCCUGGAUCUUGUUUAUGGUGGAGGCAGUGUUGGACUAAUGGGAUUAGUUUCCCAGGAGGUUCAUCGAGGUGGAGGACAUGUCAUCGGGGUCAUCCCUAAAACUCUGAUGAGCAAAGAGCUGACAGGGGAAACAGUAGGGGAGGUCAGGCCAGUAGCAGACAUGCAUCAAAGAAAAGCUGAGAUGGCCCGCCAUUCUGACUGUUUUAUUGCCUUACCAGGUGGGUAUGGAACCUUGGAGGAGUUAUUGGAAGUCAUCACAUGGGCCCAACUUGGCAUCCACGACAAGCCCGUGGGUUUGCUUAAUGUGGAUGGCUACUACAAUUAUCUGCUGACUUUCAUAGACAAGGCAGUGGAUGAUGGGUUCAUCAUGCCCUCUCAGCGCAGUAUUAUUGUCUCUGCCCCAAAUGCUAAAGAGCUUGUUCAGAAACUUGAGGAAUAUGUACCUGUGCAUGAUGGGGUUGUAGCCAAGGCUAAGUGGGAGGCAGAACAGAUGGAGCUUAAUGCAUCUUUGCAGACUGAAAUUGCUCGUUAGUUACCAGAAACCAUUUGAUACGGUUUCUCUUUUUUUCUUUUAGGAUUUUAUUAAAAUUAUCUAGGGUUUUCUCCUCUUCAAUUUGUAUUUAUUGGUCUAGAAAGGAAGAGGAUAAUCUCCAAGGAGGAAAAAAAAAAAAAAGGAAAAGGAAAUUUGGUAGGUGGUUGUUAGCUUUAUCAUGUAUUGAAAGAAAAUGGCAAAUGUUGUGUUCUUUCAG
Molecule: messenger RNA, 963 nt
Organism: Populus euphratica (Euphrates poplar)
Lineage: Eukaryota; Viridiplantae; Streptophyta; Magnoliopsida; Malpighiales; Salicaceae
Product: cytokinin riboside 5'-monophosphate phosphoribohydrolase LOG5-like
Exons: 7
Coding region: 81-746 (221 amino acids)
Biological process (GO): cytokinin biosynthetic process
Cellular component (GO): nucleus; cytosol
Molecular function (GO): hydrolase activity, hydrolyzing N-glycosyl compounds
Source: RefSeq, a predicted model, not a curated record